This is a messenger RNA of Oncorhynchus gorbuscha (pink salmon), 2868 nucleotides long. It is a transcript of the gene slc5a1, whose product is annotated as solute carrier family 5 member 1. Bases 106 to 2085 code for a protein of 659 amino acids. Gene Ontology annotation, cellular component: plasma membrane. Lineage: Eukaryota; Metazoa; Chordata; Actinopteri; Salmoniformes; Salmonidae. Gene Ontology annotation, molecular function: D-glucose:sodium symporter activity. The transcript is spliced from 14 exons. The record is from RefSeq and is a predicted model, not a curated record. Gene Ontology annotation, biological process: sodium ion transport; transmembrane transport.
AGUAGCAUUGCAGGUGACAGGGGAGUCAGUAGCACAGCAGUAAAGGAGAGAGGCUUCUACAAUACACCUGUCCUCUGGUCACCUCUGCAGCUCAGAACAGACAAAAUGACACAGGAUUAUUUUGGGUUCUCCUUAGUUAGAAGUGUGCCUAAUAAUGGCACAGUGGCAGUCAACAACCCGGCGGAUAUCUCCGUGAUUGUAGUAUACUUUGUGGUUGUCCUGGCAGUCGGAGUAUGGGCUAUGGUGAGCACAAACCGAGCCACCGUAGGUGGAUUCUUCCUGGCAGGAAGAAGCAUGGUGUGGUGGCCAAUUGGGGCAUCCCUCUUUGCGAGCAACAUUGGCAGUGGGCAUUUUGUUGGCAUCGCAGGGACUGCGGCUGCAGGUGGACUUGCCAUUGGCGGAUUCGAAUGGAAUGCCCUUGUGGUGGUGAUCAUUCUUGGAUGGCUCUUUGUACCCAUUUACAUCAAAGCUGGGGUGGUGACCAUGCCAGAGUACUUGAGGAAGAGGUUCGGAGGCCAGCGCAUCCGCAUCUAUCUCUCAGUGCUCUCACUCUUCCUCUAUGUCUUCACUAAGAUCUCAGCAGAUAUGUUUUCUGGAGCCAUCUUUAUUAACCAGGCUCUGGGGCUGAAUAUCUACCUUGCUGUGAUUCUCCUGCUAAGUAUCACGGCUCUAUACACCGUCACAGGUGGACUGGCUGCAGUGAUCUACACAGACACAUUGCAGACCAUCAUCAUGGUCGUGGGAUCUUUCAUCCUCAUGGGUUAUGCCUUCAAUGAGGUGGGAGGUUAUGAGAACUUCCAGACGCGCUACAUGGAGGCCAUACCCACUCUGACAGGGGGCAACAUCAGUGAGAGCUGCUACACCCCUCGGCCUGACUCCUUCCACAUCUUCAGGGACGCGGUGACAGGGGACCUGCCCUGGCCAGGCCUGGUGUUUGGCCUCACUGUCCAGGCCACCUGGUACUGGUGCACCGAUCAGGUGAUUGUCCAGCGCUGUCUAUCUGCCAAGAAUCUUUCCCAUGUCAAGGCUGGCUGUAUCCUGUGUGGCUACCUGAAGCUGCUGCCCAUGUUCCUCAUGGUCUUCCCUGGCAUGAUCAGCCGAAUCCUCUACACAGACGAGGUGGCUUGCGUGGAACCAGAGGAGUGUCUGAGGUACUGUGGGGCCAGUGUUGGCUGCACCAACAUUGCUUAUCCCAAACUGGUGGUGGACCUCAUGCCAAAUGGUCUGCGAGGCCUGAUGCUGUCGGUGAUGAUGGCGUCUCUGAUGAGCUCCCUUACCUCCAUCUUCAACAGUGCCAGCACCCUGUUCACGAUGGACAUUUACACCAAGAUACGCAGCUCCUCCUCCGAGAAGGAACUCAUGAUCGCUGGGAGGGUGUUUAUCCUGGUUCUGAUCGGGGUGAGUAUAGCAUGGAUCCCUGUGGUCCAGUCUGCUCAGAGCGGCCAGCUCUUUGACUACAUCCAGUCAAUCACCAGCUACCUGACUCCGCCCAUCGCUGCCACCUUCAUGCUCGCCAUCUUCUGUAAGCGCGUCAAUGAGCCGGGUGUGUUCUAUGGCCUUGCGAUAGGCCUGGCUAUUGGCUUAACCAGGAUGAUCAGUGAGUUUGCCUAUGGGACAGGAAGCUGUGUGACCCCCACUAACUGUCCUGAGAUCAUCUGUGGGGUCCACUACCUCUACUUCUCCAUUAUUCUGUUCUGUAUCUCCUGCCUGCUGAUAGUCAGCAUCUCCCUCAUGACCAAACCCAUCGACGACAAACAUUUGCACCGCUUGUGCUGGCAGCUGAGGAACAGCACAGAGGAGAGGGUGGAUCUGGAGCUAGACAAUUGGAAAGAAGAUCAAGAACCUACCUAUGUGGAUAUUGAUGAUAGAGAGCCCACCGAGGAGCCAGGCUGUUGUAAGAAGGCAGUAUUGAGCUUCUGUGGCUUGGAGAAAUCGACUGCUCCCAAGCUGAGUGCUGAGGAGCAGGCUGAGCUGCAGAGGCAACUCACAGACACCUCAGAGAAACCCAUGUGGAGGAACGUGGUCAAUGCCAACGCCAUCAUCCUCCUGUGCGUCUGUGUUUUCUUGCACGGCUUCUACGGUUAAACAUCUCCUCAUACUGGAACCCCCCCCUGCCCUGGAGUCUGGACUGUCUAACCAUAAACUUGGGUAGUCUCCUCUUUCAACCCUGACAUCCCCCUGACUCACAGGCCCACAAUGCACUGUGAAUUGCCACCUCUCUUACACUCCCUCCCUCUAUCCAUCAUCUGUACAGGUCGCUCUUAACCUCUUAACUCUGUAAUCUCCACACCCCCGCAACGUGGUCAAUGCUACGAACACCUUACCUAGCUCCAUACCCGAACGGGCCUGGGCCCUCUAGCUGGGAGUCACAACGCUCCUUUGUCUGGUGUUCUUUGUUCUUUGCUUUGUGGACUUUAAAUGUAUGUACAUGUAUGUUGAAUGGGUAAUGAAGAUCAUGAGGAUGAUGAAGAGGAUAAUGAUGAUGAUGAUGAUGAUGAUGAUGAUGAUGAUGAUGAUGAUGAUGAUGAUGAUGAUACUGAUGAUGGUGCUGGUGAAGGAUCUGAAUAGAACUCGGUGUCCAAUGGUAUCCAAUGUUCACUGAACUUUCUGCCCUUCAUGAAGUUACUAUGGUUUGGUAUAUUAACACCAGGUGGGGCUGCAGUAGGAAUAAACCUGCAUAAUUUAAGAUUUGAAAGAGUAUCAUUACCAAGAUAACACUGUACAGCCAGUGGAUUUUUAAAGCAUUGACACAUCAAAUGUUGUUGGCAAUGAGAGGGAAAAGGCCAACACAACACAUAUACUAAUUGAACUCGUAUGACACGUAUCUGGUAGCUUUCUUUUACUGCAUUAAUAAAGUAUUCAACCUUA